AUGGCGUCGCGCAGAGAUUUUUUGAAUCAGCAGGCGCCUGAAAACUAUGUAGCCGGCCUCGGUCGCGGCGCAACCGGAUUCACCACACGCUCGGAUCUUGGACCAGCGAGAGAAGGUCCUACACCUGAACAGAUACAGGAAGCACUCGCCAAAAGAGCGCAACAACUUGGUGCCGCGCCUCCAACAGCAUAUGGUGCUCCUGAUAAGAAGAAAGAAGACGAACACGAUGACGAUGAUGAGCGGUUUCAGGAUCCGGAAAACGAGGUCGGCUUAUUCGCGUACGGUACGUACGACAGGGACGACGAUGAAGCUGAUAGGAUAUACCAAGAUGUGGACGAGAAGAUGGAUAGGCGGCGUAAGAUGAGGAGGUUAGUUUCCCCUAAUCCCGUUCCACACCCCUCAUGCCCCUUUGGCAAAACCAAUGGUUUAUCUUUCCCCUCUUUUGAAGUACAGAUUGCCGACUUGAACCUUCUCGAUACCCACAGGGAAGCACGAGAGAAGCUAGAACGAGAGGAAUACGAGCGCAACAAUCCGAAGAUACAACAACAAUUCGCCGACCUAAAACGAUCAUUAGCGACAGUAUCAGAUGGUGACUGGGCAAAUAUACCCGAAGUAGGAGAUCUUACAGGAAAGAAUCGAAGGGCCAAACAAAAUCUACGGCAGAGGUUCUACGCUGUACCAGACUCUGUGAUCGCUGGUGCAAGAGAUGCCACGCAGUUUGAGACAAGCAUACAGGACGACGGUACUCAGACCAACGGCUCGAGCAAAGACCAGGCAGAUGGCACAAUGACCAAUUUUGCAGAAAUUGGUGCUGCUCGUGACAAGGUGCUACGGGUUAAGCUGGAUCAGGCCGCUCAGGGGACCUCCACUGAUGCAGGUACUGGUAUUGCUACAAACAUUGAUCCUAAAGGCUACCUUACAAGUCUGUCGCAGACAGAAUUGAAGGCGGGCGAGGUUGAAAUUGGCGAUAUCAAACGAGUAAGGGCCUUGCUCGAAUCAGUCAUCAAGACCAAUCCAAAGCAUGCACCGGGUUGGAUCGCAAUUGCUCGUCUGGAAGAAAUAGCAGGCAAGAUUGUAUCAGCACGAAAGUUUAUUGCUCAAGGAUGCGAGCAAUGCCCCAAGAGUGAAGACGCCUGGCUUGAGAACAUUAGGCUCAACGACAAUCACAAUGCCAAAAUCAUCGCCGCAAACGCCAUCAAGAAUAAUGACCGAUCAACCCGAUUAUGGAUCGAAGCCAUGAAGCUGGAGGCUGAUGCCAGGGCCAAGAAAAGAGUUCUGCGGCAGGCUAUCGAUCACAUUCCGCAGUCCGUUGCUAUCUGGAAAGAAGCUGUGAAUCUUGAAGAGGACCCGGCAGAUGCACGCUUGCUACUUGCAAAAGCUACCGACAUAAUACCUCUGUCCGUGGAGCUUUGGCUUGCACUAGCGAGGCUGGAGACGCCUGAAAAGGCCCAAGCAGUUCUGAAUAAGGCGCGAAAAGCAGUCCCUACUAGUCACGAAAUUUGGGUUGCAGCUGCUCGACUGCAGGAACAGAUGGGUAAUGACAAAAUCAACGUCAUGAAACGUGCCGUGCAAGCACUGGCCAAGGAGUCAGCCAUGCUCAAGCGUGAAGAAUGGAUAGCCGAAGCCGAGAAAUGCGAAGAAGAGGGGGCCAUAUUGACUUGUGGUGCCAUCAUUCGAGAAAAUUUAGGUUGGACAUUGGAUGAAGAUGAUGAUCGGGUCAAGAUCUGGAUGGACGAUGCAAAGCAGAGCAUUGGGCAUGGUAAGUACGAGACAGCAAGAGCAAUGUAUGCAUAUGCAUUACGAGUAUUUCCGACCAAGAAAGACAUCUGGCUUGCUGCUGCCGACCUGGAACAGAAUCAUGGGACGAAAGAAGCCCUGUGGCAGCUUCUGGAAAAGGCUGUCGAGGCGUGCCCUCAGAGCGAGACGUUAUGGAUGCAGUUUGCAAAGGAGAAGUGGCAAGCUGGGGAGAUUGACAGUGCGCGCAGAAUUCUCGCCCAAGCUUUCAAACAAAACAUCGACAACGAGAACAUUUUCCUUGCUGCGGCAAAGCUGGAGACGGAUGCGAAACAAAUCGAAGCGGCGCGCCAAGUGCUAUCGACGGCUCGUGAAGAAGCCGGUACAGACCGAAUAUGGAUCAAGAGCGUUGCUUUUGAACGGCAGUACGGUACAAACGAGCGCGCGUUAGAUCUCGUGAAUCAAGGUCUCCAAAUAUACCCUAAAGCGGCAAAGCUGUGGAUGAUGAAAGGACAGAUUUACGAAAGUCAGGGUCAGGUGCCACAAGCGCGUCAAACAUACAGCACAGGACUGCGAGCAUGUCCCAAAUCGGUUCCGCUUCGAUUGUUAGCAGCUCGCCUUGAAGAGAGAUCUGGGGUCAUUGUCAAAGCCAGGUCGAUACUGGACCAAGGGCGACUCGCUGUGCCCAAGAAUGCCGAGCUAUGGACCGAGAGCGUGCGGGUCGAAAGACGUGCAAACAACAUUGCGCAGGCAAAAGUACUAAUGGCGAAGGCGCUUCAAGAUGUGCCUAACUCAGGGCUGCUUUGGAGUGAGAAUAUAUGGAACCUGGAAUCGCGGACGCAGAGAAAGCCAAGAAGCUUAGAGGCGAUCAAGAAGGUCGACAACGAUCCAAUAUUGUUUGUCACAGUUGCGCGGAUAUUCUGGGGUGAGAGAAAGCUGGAUAAAGCUAUGUCGUGGUUCGAGAAAGCUAUUGUGCUCGACAGCGCUCUGGGUGAUACUUGGGGCUGGUACUACAAAUUCCUGCUGCAGCAUGGGACAGAAGAGAAGCGGGAAGACGUGAUAGCCAAGUGUGUAGUGAGUGCACCAAGGCAUGGAGAGGUCUGGCAAAGUGUUGCCAAAGAUCCCCAGAAUGCUGACCUUGGUACGGAAGAGGUCUUGAAGCUGGUGGUUGCUAAGCUUGAAUGA
Endocarpon pusillum Z07020 is the source of this 2919-nucleotide messenger RNA. RefSeq lists its product as uncharacterized. Lineage: Eukaryota; Fungi; Ascomycota; Eurotiomycetes; Verrucariales; Verrucariaceae. Gene Ontology annotation, biological process: mRNA splicing, via spliceosome; spliceosomal tri-snRNP complex assembly. The transcript has 2 exons. The record is from RefSeq and is a predicted model, not a curated record. The coding region runs from base 1 to 2919 and encodes 972 amino acids. Gene Ontology annotation, molecular function: protein binding. Gene Ontology annotation, cellular component: catalytic step 2 spliceosome; U4/U6 x U5 tri-snRNP complex.